This is a messenger RNA of Bacidia gigantensis, 6705 nucleotides long. Its product is annotated as putative PKS/NRPS-like protein biosynthetic cluster. Lineage: Eukaryota; Fungi; Ascomycota; Lecanoromycetes; Lecanorales; Ramalinaceae. Gene Ontology annotation, biological process: secondary metabolite biosynthetic process; fatty acid biosynthetic process. The transcript has 6 exons. The record is from RefSeq and is a predicted model, not a curated record. Gene Ontology annotation, molecular function: oxidoreductase activity; phosphopantetheine binding; fatty acid synthase activity. The coding region runs from base 1 to 6705 and encodes 2234 amino acids.
AUGGACGAGGCUGGUAACCGUGGAUAUUCGAAGGAGCAAUUGCAGGGUCUAGACCACGAAGCUAUCCGCGAUACUGUCAUCAAGGCUUACGGGUUGACUGAUAAUAGAGACCGUGAUGCUACUCUCUCAGUAUCGUCAACUGCGAACAACUCCAGCUCAUCAAGCCUUCAGAAUGACAGCAUGUCUGGAGCAUCAGACAGACUUUCCAAUGGCUACCAGGUAAUCGAUCUCCCCAAAGCAAGAACCAACGAGAUGCCUCAGACUCGAGGCGUUGAAGGUGCAAAGGCAGUCCUUACGAACGCCGACGAUAGCAAGAUAAUGCCCAUCGCUAUCGUAGGCAUGAGCUGCCGCUUCCCUGGCGGCGCAAAUAACAUUAAUGAAAUGUGGCGUCAAUGCGCGGAGGGCAAGAGCGCUUGGUCCGAGAUUCCAAAAGAAAGGUUCAAUGCAGAUGCUUUCUAUCAUCCCAACCCUGAGAGAAGCAGCUCUACUGCCAGUUUCCUGAGCCCAGAUGGUAGAACUUACAUGUUCGACAAACGUGCCAAUGGCUAUGCUCGUGGCGAAGGUAUAGGAACUCUGAUCCUCAAACCCCUGUCAGAUGCUCUCGAGUCUAAUGAUCCGAUACAUGCCGUGAUCCGCAACACGAUGAUGAACCAAGAUGGGAAGACACCGGGAAUCACAAUGCCCAGUAUGAGCGCUCAGCAAGCACUGAUAGAGCAGACUUACCGCCAAGCCGGGCUUGACGUAUCUGGAACGGACUUUUUCGAAGCUCACGGCACCGGCACACAAGCUGGCGAUCGUACGGAAGCAGAGGCGCUUGCCAACGCGUUGCAGACAUCCAACAGAGAUCCCGAGCGGCCAAUUUUCGUAGGAUCCGUCAAGUCCUUGAUGGACGAGCUUCUACGGGAAGCACAAACCUCAAGAAUCGACGAAGCCUCCAUGAGUCAGCCACUGUGCACAGCAUUGCAGAUCGCACUAGUCGAACUCUUGAAGUCAUGGAACGUGACACCCAUGUCCGUAGUAGGUCACUCCAGUGGAGAGAUUGCGGCUGCAUACACUGCUGGAAUGCUCUCAUUAGAAGCUGCCAUGCAGGUAGCUUACUACCGUGGUGUUUCGGCCUUGAAGCUCGAAGCUGAACAAGAAUUGCCUGGUGCAAUGAUGGCCGUAGGCAUGUCAGCCGAGGAACUUCAGCCCCGACUAUCGGUUUUGAAGGCAGGUACAGCUACUGUAGCAUGCAUCAACAGCCCUCAGAGCGUGACGAUCUCUGGCGACACAGCCGCAAUUGACGAACUUCAACUUGGUCUGAACGAGGCGAACAUGUUCAAUCGAAAAUUGCGCGUGAAGGUAGCAUACCAUUCACAUCACAUGCACCGGAUUUCAGAGAAAUAUCGCGGAUGCAUCUCCGAUAUCACAGCCAAUUCUGCGAGUCCUGAAGUCAAGUUCAACUCUACGGUGUUCCCAGGAAUCCCACUCACAACGAAUGCAGAGUACUGGGUUCAGAACUUGCUCAGCCCGGUUCGCUUCAGUGAUGCGGUCCAGAAAAUAUGCUCUUCCUCGUCCAAUGAGACCACUAGAGUAGACACCUUCGUCGAGAUCGGCCCUCACUCUGCGCUAGCCGGGCCACUGAAGCAAAUUUGUAGUAUACUUGCGCCAAAUCUGCGACCCCACUACCUGCCUUCUCUAGAGAGGAACAAGCCUGCCGAUGAGUGUUUGCUAAACCUAGCCUGCAAGCUUUUCACGAAUGGUGUCCGUAUCGAUGCCCGAGAAGUAAACUUUCCAACCCACAAACAAGAUCUUGAGGUCUUGACAGAUCUACCGCCAUAUCCGUGGAAUCAUUCGAUGCGGUACUGGCAGGAUGGAAGGCUUGCUCGCAACUUUUUGAAAAGACUUGGUCCACAACACGAUUUGCUCGGUACAAUGUCUGAUGACAGUAGUGACCUCGAUAUGAGAUGGCUGAACCGCCUCCGCGUGACGGAUCUGCCUUGGUUGAAACAUCAUACUCUGGAGUCAGAGCCUAUAUUCCCAGGUGCUGGGUAUCUUUCCAUGGCAAUUGAAGCUGCGCGGCAGAAGGCUACUUUGGUAGAUUCGGAGAUCAAAGGGUAUUCUUUGCGGGACGUGCACUUUUCUGUGGCUCUGAUGGUGCCUGAUACUUCGGACGGGAUUGAAAUUACUCUGAUACUUGAACCGGCGCGUGACAGCUCUACAUCAGCGUCCAAUACCUGGAAUACCUUCCGUAUUCUCUCCUAUUCUGCCGACAGAAAAGCCAUCGAACACUGCAGUGGUCUCAUCAGCACCUCACGGGAGGCAAAAAUCGGUAUGUCUUCGACUCAGAUCGACUCGCUCAGGGCAGAUUCAAGUAAGCAAGACACGCACUUCUACGAAACAUUGCUUUCAAGAACCCAAAAUACUGGCGUAAAGCUCGAGGAAACAUUCUUGCUGCUAUCACAAUGCUCAGUGAUCAAUGACGAAACCGUAUGCGACCUUAAAAUCCCAGAUACACGGUCAUUUAUGCCGCACAAGUAUGAGAGCCCACAGAUAGUCAAGCCUCAAGUACUGGAUGCAGCGCUACAAGUUGCCAUUCUAGCAGUCGUAAACAUGGUCGAAGCCUUUGAAGACUCGCUCAUGCCCACGUUUGUUGAAGAGCUUUUCGUAUCUAAGGAUGCGGCAUCUGAAGCAGGGCACGUCUUCCGCGCUGGAGGUAAAACGCACGUUGAAGAUCCUCGGCACUUCUUUGGAGACGCUAUCGUUGCCAACUCGACGGUUGACUCCUUAGAACCUGUCAUGACUAUCAAGGGAGCGAAGUUCGUCCUAACCUCAGCACUCAAAGGGUCGAAUCAGACAAAGAACAAAGGCGAAAACAAGCUCUGUUGGAAUACCGUCUGGAAACCUGAUGUGACAUCUAUUGAUCAAAGUGUCGUUGAGGAUCUUUGGGGCGAACAUGUGAAGACGGCCGAAGAGAUUAAGGGUGGUGCUCUCAUCGAAAAAGCGGCUUACUUUUGCAUCAGGCGGGCUGUCGAGACAUUGACUGACGUUGAGCAACAAAAUCUCCUCUCGCAUCAUCAGCACUACCUCAAAUGGGCAAAAGGGAGUCUGGAAACAGGUGAUGCUGGGAAUCUGAAAUAUCAGGACCCCGACUGGAUGAAUGCAGAUGAGCAGUCGAUUGCUUCGACCUUAGAGCAGGCUAGUCGAUCGGCUGCUCCUGCACAGAUGGUCACUCAAGUUGGGCGCCGACUUCCGGAUAUUCUGCGUCAAGAAAUCGAUCCACUUUCUGUGAUGAUGGAAGACGGACUUCUUGACCGUUACUAUGCCGAAUUGCCAAGUCAGGACCGAGCCUACGAAUAUGCGGCUAAGUAUGUUGAUCUCGCCGCCCACAAAUGGCCAGAGAUAAGGAUUCUCGAAAUAGGAGCAGGGACAGGCAGUGCGACGUCUUUCUUACUAAAGACCCUUGGUAGUGAAGAAGACGACUUGAUACGUUGUUCCUCCUACAUGUUCACUGAUAUAUCUGCCGGUUUCUUUGAGAAAGCCAGAGAGAAAUUUAUGUACUGGGACGAUAUCCUAGAUUUCAAGACCUUGAACAUUGAAAAUGAAGUUGAGGGACAGGGCUUCGAGCCGGAAAGCUAUGAUCUCGUUGUAGCCGCGAACGUUUUGCACGCAACAGCAUCCAUGGAGAAGACGAUGACGAAUGUCAAUCGAUUACUGAGGCCAGGCGGCAAACUUGUUCUGGUCGAGCUCACGAAUGUGGGAGAGAUAUCUGUAGGAAUGGUCUUCGGCUUGCUACCUGGAUGGUGGCUAGGUGUUGAAGAGGGGAGAGUAGAUGGUCCCCUUAUGACUGAGAAACGAUGGGAUGUGCUUCUCCGUAGAUCCGGCUUCAGCGGCCUCGACAUAGCUGCGCGAGAUAGCGCGGAGGAUAAACAUUCAAUCUCGAUGAUGGUCUCGACGAAACUUAGCAAGGACGUUCCCCAACCACAAAGUGACGUGACAGUGGUUCAUGUCUCCCAGUCAGGAGUAGAACUAGCACGCUGCCUAGCAGAAGCACUGCAUACCGAGUCCUCAGGGCUGACAUGUUCCAUUGCAAGCCUCGAAGAAAUCUCUCCCUCUAACACUUUAUACGUGAUACUAGAUGACCGAGAGCAUCCAAUUCUGACAUGUCUGAGUGAAGAACACCUGCUGUCUCUUCAAGAGGUAUUUUCAAAUGGAAAAGGCCUUCUAUGGGUGACUUUUGGUGGCCUCAUGGGUGCUAAUUUUCCGGAAGCUGGAUCUGUCUUAGGAUUUCUCAGGACUUUGAGAGCGGAAUAUGGGAGCCUGAAAUGCGUCUCACUUGACUGCGAGUCCAUGCAAACUCAAGCAUUCAAUGCUGAUGUGGCAACAACAAUAUUAUCAGUCUUUGAGAACGGCUUUCGAGGAUCCCCUCUCGCGGCUGAGAUGUCUGAUCUCGAAUUCGUGACGAGGGACGGAAGGCUCUUGAUACCACGACUGCUUGAGGACAAGGCAGCAAACCGAGCCGUCGAUGGCAAGUCAAAUACUCUGAAGCCCGAAAUGAAGCCUUUGUGGCAGCCAGGCAAUCCUCUUCGACUUCAAAUGCGUCAUCAAGGUCUUCUAGACACGUUUCAGUUUGUUUCUGACCCACAAGCUGAAAAUGACAUACAUCCCCAUCACCUCGAGAUAGAAGUGAGAUCGACCGCACUCAAUUUCCAUGAUCUUCUGAUAGCUACAGAUCAGCUCCCUGACCCACUGGGCCUUGGCGUGGAGUGUUCAGGCUUCAUCACCAAGAUGGGAACUGCGGUGACUGGCUUCAAUGUUGGGCAGCGCGUUUGUGCAGUAGGCGCUGGUACUUUUGGUACUCAUGCCAGGACAUCACAAAACCUGGCAUGUGCGAUACCCGAAGAGAUGAGCUUUGAGGUUGCGGCCUCCAUACCUUCAGUAUUCAGCACCUCCUAUUACAGCAUUUUCCACGCUGCUCGACUCCAAGCUGGCGAAACAAUCCUCAUACAUUCAGCGGCUGGUGGUAUUGGUCAAGCAUGCAUCAAGCUCGCUUCAUUGAUUGGUGCUACAAUAUAUGUGACGGUGGGAACUCCUGAAAAGAUUGCUUUUCUCGAGAAAACGUUUGGCAUACCUCGCAGUCACAUUCUGAACUCUAGAGAUUUGAGCUUUCGACCAAAGAUCAUGGAGCUGACCGAGGGCAAAGGUGUAGAUGUCAUCGUCAACUCCCUAGCCGGAGAUGCACUUCGGGAGAGCUGGAGAUGCAUUGCAAUGUUUGGACGCUUCAUUGAGUUGGGCAAGAAAGACUCCAUUGACAAAGCUAACCUCGGAAUGGCACCUUUUGAGAAAAGUGCGAGCUUCAUUGCGGUCGGGUUCGAUUUAUUUGGACUCCACAAGGACAGAAUUCCCGGGGAGGCUUUGCGGAACGUCAUUGAUCUUUUCGCCCAGAAGAAAUUGUCUCCGAUUGAGCCGAUCACAGUGUAUGAGAUGCCAGAGGUUGAAAAAGCGUUUCGUUUCAUGCAGUCUGGGACUCAUAUAGGGAAAAUCGUCAUCAAUGUUAUAAAAGACUGCAUUGUCCCUGUUGUUCCGAAGCCCUUGCCUAGCAUUCAUCUUCGGUCAGAUACUUCAUAUCUGAUCGUAGGAGGUCUGAGUGGUAUUGGCGCUGCCUUCGCCAAAUGGAUGGUAUCAGCAUGGGGUGCCAAAAACCUGAUAUUACUAUCUCGGUCUGGCCAAACAGCUAAAGGCGCGUCUAAACUUGUCCAAGGUUUAGAGCAGGCGGGAGCAGCGGUCAGAGUCCAAGCCUGCGACGUGACAAAUCGACAACAGCUUGAAGAUGCACUGAAGGAUUGCUCAGGGUCGUUUCCACCGAUUCGAGGUGUUAUUCAAGGUGCUAUGGUACUUCAGGAUUCAGUCUUUGCCAAUAUGUCCCUUCCCAAGUUCAAUGGAGCCUUAGGUCCGAAAGUCGCUGGGACUAGAAAUCUUCAUGAAUACUUCAUCGAACAAUCAAUGGAUCUCGAUUUCUUCGUCAUGCUAUCGUCUCUCGCCGGCAUCUACGGGAAUUUGUCACAAUCCAAUUACGCCGCAGGCAACACAUAUCAGGAUGCGCUGGCAUACCACAGAGUGGCAAAGGGCCUCCCGGCUCUAUCAAUCGACGUCGGAUUCGUAGAUGAUGCAGGAUGGACUAUUGAGAACAUAGACCUUGUUGCGACGGGUAAAGGUGUUGGAUGGGCGAAGCAUAUAACUACGGAACAUCUGCUUCGCCUGAUUGAGCACAACAUCAUCAAUUCUCUGGAAACUGGCCCAAAGCGAUUCGUAGUUGAUCCUCAAGUGUCCGUUGGAAUCGAAGCAACUCGAUCGUGGGACGCGAGAUUCUCGCAUAUCGCAGCGGGUCAAGCACAAUCAAGGACCAACCAGUCCGCAACCGGCGACCAAACAUCAUUGGCUGAAAGAAUCGCGACGAUUGGACCUAACAAGGAUUUGUUGCAGGAAGUAAUUCUUGACGCGUUCAGCCAUAAGUUGUCCAGAUUGCUGGACCUUCCGUUCGAUGACAUCCACCACGACGACUCCUUGUCAGGUCACGGGGUUGACAGUCUCGUUGCAGUCGAGAUUCGGAAUUGGUUGAGCAGGGAGGCUAGCGCUACUAUACCUAUGUCAGACGUGAUGAAUGGUCAGAAGACGAUUAUGCAAAUCGUGCAGGAGAUUGUGAAGGAAAAAGUGAAAGGCGAAUGA